AUGCGCAAAAUCUUCCAAACUUCCUUGCCUUCGAAUCGUUGACUACGCCUCUGGAUUGCUACAUCUCUAGUCCGCACAACCUUCAAACAACAACUCAAAUUUGACAGCAGUUCUAACCCCACUUUAUCAAUUAGGGCCCCAAAUCCUUAAUAAAGCCCUAACUAGUGUGAAAAUGACUUUAUACCACUUUGGAAAUUGUGUCGCGCUAGUAUAUGUUCCCUAUUACCUGGCCUACAAGCAAUCUGGCCUGUCAGAAUACGGGGCUUUUUGGAAAUGCGUUCAAGCAGGGAUGAUCUACAUGUUCACACAGUUGGCCAAAAUGAUGGUGCUGGCCACAUUUUUCCCGGAUAACGUUGAGGACCUUGGCAGCGACUUCAUUGGGGAGUUUUUGAAGUACACCGUGGACCUGGCCGAUUUAGUAGGCCUGUACUUUGUUCUCAGUGGAAUUCCCGGUAAGGGGCACAGCAAGGUGCUGACGGCAGGCAUUGGGUGGGCCACUGCAGAGGUGAUUCUAUCUAGAGCGCUGUUGCUCUGGGUGGGCGCACGAGGAGCGGAAUUCGACUGGAUUUACAUUCAAAAAUGCCUGGAAUCAAGUGUGCUUUUAGUCCAACACAUCGCCACAGCCACCUUAGUCUGGCUCUGGUCCAGACAUAAUCUGAACCAGAAUCUAAAGACUGUGGUCACCAUUCUUCUAGUCCUCAGCUGCUACAAGCCGUUAUUGAUUGAGUCCCUCCUUCAAAUCCUACGCUUCAGCCCCUGCCUGGGGCUGGUGGUUAAAGGGGCUUUUACCAUGCUCUAUGCUCUGUUCACUUUAACUAUUUACGCCGGGCUGGCUCAAGUGAUAGGGAUUUAUUAAUUAGGCCAUUGAGUUAGCCUAGCCUAGUAUAAAGUGUUUUUUGUA
Dendroctonus ponderosae (mountain pine beetle) is the source of this 901-nucleotide messenger RNA. RefSeq names its product transmembrane protein 147. NCBI's taxonomy places the organism in Eukaryota, Metazoa, Arthropoda, Insecta, Coleoptera, Curculionidae. The transcript has 4 exons. The coding region runs from base 173 to 856 and encodes 227 amino acids. The record is from RefSeq and is a predicted model, not a curated record.